UAAAAAACACAAGCAGAAGAAGAAGGGUUCCAUUUCCUGUUUACCAUUUCACAGCUAGCAUCGGUAGGAGCAAAAUCUACCAUCUUUACAAUCAAUGAAAUACUCCUGCAACCAAUUUUUUCUUUAAUCGGGAAGUGGAGACUGCAGGAAAGUUGUUACUUCCAAAUAACAGUUCCUUUUGAAGAUGGAACAAAAGCAUCUCUACGCCAUGCAAGAUAACAGGAUGCUUCUUCGUUCCAGACAAACGUUUUAGCCUUUCCUCUUUUCUUCAGUCUCUUCUUCACUAAUGUUCCCAGCGGAUCCUCAGACGCAUGUCGCGGCUCAGGUCCACAAUCGACAGUGUAACCAAGGCAGUGGGAGGCGCAGACCUCAUCUCCAGGUUCUCCCGCUUCAAGCCUGGCGGCGCUGCAGCUGACGGCGCCCAUGCUGAAAAAGCUCUGCCCAAAGUGGAAACCUUGACUUCUACUGACAGCGGUUCUGGAAGAAUGAAGGAAAAGACGAGUGGCGAAAAUGGAGCAGUGGAGGAAACCGAUAAGCAGAAGGAACAAGUCAGAGAAAAGCCUUUUGUUGCAGCCAAAAAGUCGUCUUCUACUUUAGCUUCUGCCACAGACGCACCUGGAAUUAACUCUUCUACAACCGUGGCAAAGCAAACCAUGCAGCUGUUCCAUCCAGCAGCUCUGUCCACAAACAUGGAUGAGACGUACAAGACUCUGUCCAACCAUAUCAACAGCUACUUUGGCCCAAACACACAAGGAGAAGAUGGAGAGAACAGACAGCAGCAGCAUGUUUCUAAGCCACUUCCUCAGGUCACCACCCAGAGAACAGCAGAUCACAUUCCAGUUUUGUCUCCAGUUUCAGAGAAAAUUGCUCCUGAAAGCCCUCUGUCUUCGCCACUUUCACUAAAACCCAGUCCGUCAGCAGAGAUCCCAUCCUCUGUGAUCCCAGCCACUGAAAACACAGCCCAAUCUGUCCCUGAUACGAGUACCACCCCUAAAAAAGGCUUCACCCACUACCUGUCCUACCCCGGGCCCAGCGUCCAGGCCUUCGUUGGAAGUUACAUUGUUCCCCUGGUUCCAAGGCUUCGAGGUGACCAGAAAAAGCUGGCGGUGGAAAAAGAGAAGUCUUCAACAGACGGUUUGGCUGAACACGUGGUAGACAAAGGAGUGGAGAAGACAGAUGGUGAAGAAGACAAAGCCGAGAAGGCAAAACAGCAGCUUCUAAGUCAAAGAGAAAAGAUAAUCGCCAGAGUGAGCGUAGACAACAGGACCAGAGCUCUGGUAAAGGGUCUGCAGAGGGUGUCUGACGUGGAACUCCUCACCACUCGAGUCGGGGAGCUCAGCUUUCACCUCCUGGAGUUUCCAGAGACCCGAGGAGUGGCAGUUCAGGAGAACUUGCUGCCCUGUCUGCUGCGGCUCCGUCAGGCCAGGGAUCUUCCCCUUCAGGCGGCUGUUAGAGAAGCUCUGGCGCUGGUUGGCUACACAGAUCCAGUCAAAGGCAGAGGAAUUAGGGUGCUAGCCAUAGAUGGAGGAGGCACAAGAGGACUGCUGGCCCUGCAGACUCUUCAUAAACUGGAAGAACUGACUGGAAAACGAAUCCAUCAGCUCUUCGACUACAUCUGCGGAGUCAGUACAGGCGCCAUUUUGGCCUUCAUGCUGGGGAUUUUCCAGAUCCCCUUGGAAGAGUGCGAGGAUAUGUACAGGAAACUGGGUACAGACAUCUUCAAACAGAACGUCAUUGUUGGAACCAUGAAGAUGGGCUGGAGCCAUGCUUUCUACGACAGCGAAAUGUGGGAAGGCAUCCUCAAAGAACGUAUGGGUGAGGGACGUAUGAUUGAGAGUUCGAGGGACCCAUGCUGCCCGAAAGUGGCAGCAGUGAGCACCAUAGUCAACAGAGGGUUGCCACUGAAGGCCUACGUGUUCAGGAACUACAGACUCAUGCCUGGUGUAAGGUCACACUACCUUGGAGACUGCAAACACAAGAUGUGGCAGGCCAUCCGGGCCUCGUCUGCCGCCCCCGGAUACUUUCAGGAAUUUGUUCUGGGAAAAGACCUUCAUCAGGACGGAGGACUUCUCAUCAACAACCCAACCGCUUUGGCCAUUCACGAGUGCAAGUGCCUGUGGCCCAAUACACCCCUGCAGUGCGUGUUGUCUCUGGGAACGGGGCGGUAUGAGACCGUGGGCAAGAACAGCACGAGCUACACCAGCUUGAAGACUAAGCUGGCUCACGUCAUCAGCAGUGCCACAGAUACGGAAGAGGUGCACACUAUGCUGGACGCCCUCCUGCCGCCAGAUACCUACUUCCGUUUCAACCCCUACAUGAGCGAGGACGUGCCAUUAAACGAAAGCCGCCAGGAGAAGCUGAACCUCCUCAAAGGGGAAGGGGAGCGCUACCUCGAGCGCAACGAGGCCAAACUUAAGAAGGCGGCCAGUGUGCUGGGCCAGGAGAAGGGCGCCAUCCAGAGGCUGGCGGAGUGGGGCAAGCUGAAAGCCGACAUGUACGAGGGAAUUCCUUUCUUAUCCAAACUGUGAGCAGUUUAUAGGUAAAACAUGCCUUUGUGGCACAUUUUUGAGUGGAAUUAAAUAAAUUCCUAGAAGUUUACAUGGGAUGAUACCUAAUAUUAACCCAACACUAAAAGCUGUUUAUUUAUUGGUAUUUUAUCAUUGUGACAGAAACAGUGUUAAAUUGUUUUCUAUGAUUCUUUGUUGAAAAGAA
Cyprinodon tularosa is the source of this 2712-nucleotide messenger RNA. It is a transcript of the gene pnpla8, whose product is annotated as patatin-like phospholipase domain containing 8. Gene Ontology annotation, cellular component: membrane. The transcript is spliced from 10 exons. The coding region runs from base 312 to 2528 and encodes 738 amino acids. The record is from RefSeq and is a predicted model, not a curated record. NCBI's taxonomy places the organism in Eukaryota, Metazoa, Chordata, Actinopteri, Cyprinodontiformes, Cyprinodontidae. Gene Ontology annotation, biological process: arachidonate metabolic process.